UUCCAUAGCCAAUAAGGCUGCGUAGGGGAAAUUUGAUGAUGGCUUCCCUCUUUGCGCUAAGCCUAACAAUUAUGAGUAACGCUAGCGGGCCGUUUUCUGUACAGCACCGGAAACGGUUUGCAGCUAUGUUUGCGUCAGUGCUGCUGAGUGAAAGGUAGAGGCACUUGGACCUCAACAGCCGCACGAUGAAUUAUUGGAACAGGUGUGGCGGGCGUCCGCCCAUAUUCGAGUUUUAUAUGACUGAGUUCCCGUUGCCCGAAGAAGGGAACUUCAGAGCAACAUGCAAAGUUUGUAACACUUCGAUUAGCGCCUCAAGACGAGCGACUUCCAAUUUAAUAUCACAUAUGAAGCGCAAGCACCCGGGUGUCUACCACGACAACAGUUCUCCGAGGCCACCCGAACCCCUCUCCGCUUCUACAAACUCGCACCAGCAAGUGGUGCCUCAACAGCAGCAACAGGUCGUGCCGGCAGCAGUGCAACCUUACGUCGAUCAACGCCAGCAGCAAGUCACGGAAGCUCUCGUAGACCUCCUGGCGGGAGGCCUUCUGGACCCUUCGCUGGCCGACACCCGAGAGUUCCGUCGCUUUGCAACACUGCUCGAUCCCAGCUACGACCCACCAUCCGCUUCUCAGCUCGUCUACUGCCUUCUUCCCGCUCGCAGGUGGGGCCUUCAACAACGUGCCAUGUUGAUGCUGGAAGCGGCGGAGUGUGUCGCGCUCACGCAGGACGUGUGGGUCGGGCCCACCAGUUGCAUCUGUAUCUGUGGCCACUUCAUUCUCAACUGGAAACUGCGGUCCGUGUUCCUGGCGUGUCGCUACUUUGUCGAUGCGGACCUCAGUGAAUGUUUGACGCAGUUGUUUGCGGAGACGGUUGCACAGUACAACCUCGGGGACAAGGCCUCCCGUGCGGCCGUGUACGACGCCGUCGGUGUGGUGCGCAGCUUUCAGACUUCGUUGCCGGGGUUCUCGGUCUGCGAAGAAGACACGACGGGCGCUGCGGAUCGUUUGCCGUCAUCCGGGAGUUCCCAAGAUGGAGGUAGCUUUGGUGGCAUAGGGAUUGGAGCGGUCGAUUCGAAGGAGUGGGGAUCCCUCUUUCCUGAGGGGCUGGGAUGUUUUGGAGAAGCACUGCAGCUGUGUGUGAGUGAUGGCUUAAAGGAGAAUGAACUAUUGGAGUUGAUUGUGAAUAAGGUGAGCAGCGUGGCAGACGUAAUCCGCAACCUUCCGGCAGGACCCCUGGACGCUAUCCGACACGCCGUAGAAGUGGGCUGUGCCUCGUGGAGCUCCCAGCUUCAGGCUCUGCGCGCAUGUGCAGCUGCUCCACUGGAUGCCCUCCAGGCGGCAGCACCAUCGCUAUCCUUUGCUCCUGAAGACCUUGAACUACUGAGGGAGCUGUCGGAACUGAUGGAGCCCUUUGAAGAGGCCUUCCACUUGAGCCGUGCUGAGGGGCGCAUCACAGCAAGCUACGUCGUACCCUGUAUUCGAGGACUGCGGGCACAUCUAGAAGCACUGCGACCAUCCUGCAGGCUAGCUCCAACAGUGGGGCGCCUGGGAAAAGCGCUGCGCGAGAGGCUGGGCAGAUUUGAGCAGUGUGGGACGUAUGCACUGUGUUCCAUGCUUGACCCACGUUUCAAACUGCGCUGGUGUUCGGAGGAAGAGGAACAGCGGAGGCUCACGACUUUACUCGCUGGGAAGGUCCAGGAUGAAGAUGGGCUCAAUGGUGCGGUGGAGCUCUACCAGCCCCAAGAGAGGAGAAAAAGCAAGCUGUUCCGCUACAUGAGCCCCGAAGGGAGUAACUCCGCGGCAGGCGCCGCUCCCGCGCCCAUGACCCAGUGCUGGGAAGUGAGCAGCUACCUGGCUGCGCCCUGCGUGCCCGAGGGGGGUUGCCCCCUGGAAUUCUGGCGCCAGCACCAGGCUCAGUACCCCAAGCUCGCCCGUCUGGCCUGCCGCCUUCUAGCCCUGCCAGCGACAGCCGCCCACCUCCUGCGUCUCAGUCGGGUGGGCGGACGGGUGGCCAACCCCGCGGACUCUCGCCUCAACGGGGUCACCUUUGAAAACCUCAUGUUCAUCAAGUGCAACCAGGAAGUGAGGUAGGGCCCAAGUCAAAAGGCAACAUAACUGGAUGUGCAGUCUAAAAAGUGUUGUGAUUGUAACGUUCUGUCCUCCAAGGACAUGCAUAUGUUUGUGUGUGGGAUCUGGUCACGUAGGGGUUCUAGGACAUCCACGAAAGGUAGCAGUAUUUGCGGCUUGAGAUGAAUUCGGGUGACGCUGCUGGCAAGGGGAGCUUGCACUUCCAAAUGAGCACACGGCCUUCUCUAAUGCUGUCAUUGCAGUCGUACGGAGAAUUAAUAAAUAAGACCAGCAGAGUCGGACCAAAAAACGAC
Molecule: messenger RNA, 2380 nt
Organism: Ornithodoros turicata
Lineage: Eukaryota; Metazoa; Arthropoda; Arachnida; Ixodida; Argasidae
Exons: 5
Coding region: 186-2090 (634 amino acids)
Biological process (GO): regulation of transcription by RNA polymerase II
Cellular component (GO): nucleus
Molecular function (GO): protein dimerization activity; DNA binding
Source: RefSeq, a predicted model, not a curated record